Messenger RNA from Erigeron canadensis, 1072 nucleotides. RefSeq names its product 39S ribosomal protein L46, mitochondrial. Gene Ontology annotation, cellular component: mitochondrial large ribosomal subunit. The record is from RefSeq and is a predicted model, not a curated record. Lineage: Eukaryota; Viridiplantae; Streptophyta; Magnoliopsida; Asterales; Asteraceae. The transcript is spliced from 6 exons. The coding region runs from base 66 to 806 and encodes 246 amino acids. Gene Ontology annotation, molecular function: structural constituent of ribosome.
AGUAACACACCCCCAGACCAGUCACACACAACACAGGGCAGGGCAGCUAACUGAGCGAGUAAGAAAUGCAGAGAUCCUGCAAAAAAAACUUAUUUUCUCUUAUAAGAUAUUCGGCUUCAUCAUCAUCAAAUCGAGGGUUUUGCACAUCAACAACAACAAAAAGUGUUGAUAAUAACAAUGAAAAGAUCGUAGCUUCAGUCCUUUUCGAGCGACUUCCUGUUAUUAUCCCCCAAAUUGACCCCGUCGUUUAUGCUUUUCAAGAAUUCUCCUUUCGAUGGAGACAGCAGUUUCGUCGGGCAUAUCCUGAAGAAUUCCUCAAAAAAUCUGAUGCCAGGGGUCAGGGUGAAUACCAAAUUGAUUUCGUACCAGCUCCCAGGAUAACUGAAGCUGACAAAACCAAUGAUAAAAGGUCGUUGCAGAGAGCUCUUGACAGAAGACUUUAUCUUCUUCUUUAUGGUGAUACAUAUGGAAGUCCAAAAGGGCAGCCUGUAUGGCACUUUCCUGAAAAAGUUUACAGUUCUGAAGAGACGCUACGCAAGUGUGCAGAGUCUGCACUAGAAUCUGUUCUCGGAGAUCUAUCUCAUACAUACUUUGUUGGAAAUGCCCCCAUGGGACAUAUUGAAAUGCCGCCUACUGAGAAAAAUGAUGAUAAUCAAUCUUUUACGAGGUUUUUCUUUAAAUCUCAAGUGAUUGCGACAAAUAAGCUUAACAUCAAAUGCAAGGAUUUCCUGUGGGUAACGAAGGACGAGUUGUUGGACUACUUCCCUGAGCACAGCAAAUACUUGACGAAAAUGAUCAUCAGCUGAACCAAGGGAUCCAAUCUAUUUUUGGUUCAAGUUUUAUAAACAGUUAAAUAAGAUAAUCGAUGUCCAUGUGUGGACUUAAAUGCAUGUGUUUCUAGUUUGAGCUCCGUUAUUGAUUUGCAAGGAAACUGCAUGUAUUUUGUGGGUUCGGUUCGUCCAAUUAUGGCAUUAGAAAAGCGAAAACUUGGAUUUUAGUUCUGCAAGAAAUGUAGCUAUUGUACCCUGUUUUUAGACUGCCUAAACUUAUUAAUUCACUAAAAAUAUUCGUA